This is a messenger RNA of Osmerus eperlanus (European smelt), 1004 nucleotides long. RefSeq lists its product as uncharacterized. Gene Ontology annotation, molecular function: oxidoreductase activity. Lineage: Eukaryota; Metazoa; Chordata; Actinopteri; Osmeriformes; Osmeridae. The record is from RefSeq and is a predicted model, not a curated record. Gene Ontology annotation, cellular component: cytoplasm. The transcript has 4 exons. The coding region runs from base 31 to 819 and encodes 262 amino acids.
UGCUGUGAAAACAUAAUCAUUUGAACUGUCAUGGCAGCUGUAGCUCUUAUACAGGGCGCAAGUAGAGGACUCGGACUUGAAUUUUGCAAGCAAAUAUUGCUGAACAAAUCCCCAGCAUGUGUAAUAGCUACGUGUCGAAACCCGGAAAAUGCCGUGGAACUACUGAACCUCGCUGCACAGCACCCUGGCAAAGUUACAGUGUUAAAACUAGACGUGAACAGAGAGGAUGACAUAAGUAGUGCGGCAGAGAAGGUGAAACAGUCGUUCGGUACACUUGAUCUUAUCAUAAACUCCUCUGCCAUGCUUCAUCCAUCCGGUAAAGGUGAGACCAGUCUUCGAGAUGUUUCCGCUCAGGGAAUUAUUUCUACUUUGACGACAAAUACAGUGGGACCGCUAGUGAUGGCCAAAUACUUCGCCCCACUUCUGCAGAAGGGGGCCGGACUAUUUGGACAGCAGCCUCCAGAAAAAGCCAAGCAGCACAGCGGAAUCAUAAUCAACAUGACGGCCAAAGUCGGAUCCAUAAGUGAUAACGCUUUAGGUGGUUGGUACAGCUACAGGAUGUCCAAAGCAGCCCUGAACAUGGCUACCAGGAACCUCUCUAUUGAGUUGGGGAGGAGUAGACCAAGAGUAGUGUGUGUGUCCAUGCAUCCUGGUACUGUAGACACAGACUUGUCAAAGCCAUACCAUCGCAACGUGCCCAAAGAAAGGCUCUUCAGCACCCAGCACUCAGUCCAUUGUCUCCUGGGCAUAAUAGACACUCUUAACAUAGGCAAGACUGGCAAGGCGUACAACUGGGACGGAUCUGAGCUGCCCUGGUAACGGUAGAAUAACAAACUUAAAAAAAUAAAAACAAAAACAAGUGAAUGGUCUAUUUAAUAACUUUGAGAACAACUGGAUCCAGUUGUUCUCCUGACUGACAGUUCUAACUUUGUCCUAAACAACAGGACAACACCUUGCGGAGAGGUAUCAGAGGAGACAUGAUGUAAUUCACCCUGACAAGGAGG